CAACGCUUAGGAAAAAAAGAACCAUCUUCAAUAAUUAAAUCCUAGUUUGCUUGCGGGUGCAACAUCCGGCAGCCUUGUGACCCACUGCAAUAUGUGUGACAGACGAAAGGUGCCUUGGCUACGGAGAUGAUGUGGACACCUCCGGAGAUUUAACUUUCAAACUCGGAUUAUCACGAGAGCAUGAAUGUCCUGCUUCCCAGACCGGUUAUGCUUUUCCACGGGCUUUUCUGGGAUUUGGACCUUACUAAAUAGCUCUAUCGUCCAUUUAUGCAUGACAUAUGGACUGCCUUACCAGCCCUGCUGAUUCAAUCAGCACUGGGCCAACAGCCUGCUGGUACUCAGAUGUUUGUAAACUAUCCAGGCCUCAGUGAUGGAUGCAUGGAGGCAUUGGCAACCACUGUCUCUUGCCCGCCCUUUCUCCCUGUUAUCUCUCAGAACAAUGCCGUUCUGGAUGAAGAUACUGUCAGAGAACUCUGUGUCGCUGGUUGCUAUAGCUCCUUGAAAGCAGCUAGAGCUACUAUUCAAGCUGCCUGCACUGCGAGUACUGAUAUGAUUGUCUAUGAAGGUGUAGCAUACCCAGCUACGUUCAUCGCUGAUAACUACAUGUUAACAUUUGACGUGUCUUGUAAAAAGGACGAAGCGGGAAAUUACUGCGACCCUCUAUUCCUCUCCAGGGAAAAUUCUGUCGCACCAAACAUGACUGCUGCCUGCUCGGACUGCUGGUUGGGAGUAUUGGAGGCUCAACUAAACCACCCCUUGGGAUAUGACGAAGGAUUGGAGAAGAAGUUCAAUUCCUUGACAUCCAGCUGUAGUGCCACAGGUUAUAGCGUCACUUCUCCAGCCCCAUACGCGCUGAACGCAACAGCAACAGCAACUUCAGUUAUUACCACUGCUACUUCCACACCAGCCUGCGAGGUGUCUUACGAAGUGGGACCGUCAGAUAACUGUAACUCUGUGGCGAAGUCUCUAAGUGUCUCUACAUAUAGCUUGCUGCAAGCCAACUACUUGGACCUGUAUUGUCAGACCUUUGCUACCCUGGUGGGUCAGAGCCUUUGCGUGCCUCCUAAAUGCACCACAUACACUUGGCAGGUGAGUGAUACAUGCGACAGUGUGGUGGGCAGUCUCAAUAAUGUUACUCUGCCGCAAUUCCUCGCAUGGAAUCCAAAUUUCAACUCUUUGUGUCUCAAUAGCCCCUUCUUCAUUGGAUAUGAGGUCUGCAUAAGUCCUCCAGGUGGUUACCUCAAUCACACCUUAGAUGGUAAUUAUGGCUCAACACCAACCGGUGAUACCAGCGGCAUCGCAGCGGUCCCGACCAAUGCUGUACAUGGUAGCUCCCGCAACUGUAGUCGGUGGUAUAUAGUUGUGGAAGGGGAUGAAUGUGGCCUGGUUUCCCUGGCCCAGUCCAUUUCUCUGACAGACUUUUACUUUCUCAAUCCGGAGAUUGACGAGAAUUGUAGUAAUCUGCAGCUCGGUAAGGCGUACUGUGUGAAGCCCGUUGGCUCUAUCACCAGCUACCCCAAUUAUACCGUCACUGGUGUUUUGCCAAUCACUGUCACCCCUGCCACAUUCCCAUCUGUGAAUACCGCCAUACCGACACGCACGAACGAUCCUGGCUAUGAGUACAUCGAACCCACGCUUCUCCCUCCUGCCCCGGGAACAAUUCCAGACUGCUAUCUAUAUCAGAACCCCCCUCACUUCACCAAGCUCUGCCGGGAUCUUGCGUGGGAUAACAACAUAUCGGGAGAAGACUUGGCAAAAUGGAACCCUAGCCUAGAGAAAGAUAUGGCCAACUGCACUCUCACGUCGACAUAUAGUUACUGCGUCAAGUACAAAAAUAGCGCUUCAACCGACUAUACCUCUUACUGCCUGCCUAUUGAUGCCACAGAGGCCGGCACAGUCUCCAAUUGUAACUGCUUCACUUCGAUCGAUGGUUAUGACGCCGGAGACUACACAUGUGAUGACAUGGCAUCAGCCUAUGGGGUGACAUUGGCCGAGCUUUUAGCCUGGAACGCUUGGCUAUCAGGAGAUUGCGACACCGCCCUCUUUGCUAAUCUCAACAAUACUGCCAGCCGCGCUGUUUGUAUUGGCGUUGGCUCUAAGAGUGCUGUCACAACCACAGCCAGCACUAGAUCUAGAACCGCAACUAGAACAACGGCAACCGUGGGACCAACUCAAACUGGAGUUGUGUCUGGAUGUCAUCUAUUCCACACUGUGAUAGACGGCGAGGAUUGCCUAUCGAUCGAGAGGGAGUAUGGUAUUACCCUGGCUCAGUUCUACCAAUGGAACCCGAGCAUUGGCAGUGCUUGCAACAAUCUCUGGUUGGGCUACGCGUACUGUGUAAAGGGGCCGGGCUCAUCCACCACGGCCACGUCCUCAAUUGUGAGUCCGAAUGGUCCCACGCAGACGGGAACUGCACCCAACUGCGAUCAUUACUACACAGUUGUGAAUGGUGAUUCAUGUGAUCAUAUUGAGACCACGUAUGGGAUCAGUUUUGCGCAACUGUAUGAGUGGAACCCUAUGAUUGGCUCAAACUGUCAGACUUUGAGAGUUGGAUAUUCUGUUUGCGUGGCAGUCUCUGCAACUGUACCCACACAACCUGGGACUACAUCUGAUUGCAAUCGCUACUAUACUGUUGUUAGUGGUGAUUCAUGCAGCCAUAUCGAAACAAUGUAUGGAAUAACCUUCGCUCAACUGUAUGGGUGGAAUCCUGCCAUUGGAUCGGACUGUCAGACUUUGGGUGUCGGGUAUGCUGUUUGCGUUGGAUUAUCCUCUUAGGUAUACUGUCUCGGAUCGAAUAGCGAUUCGG
This is a messenger RNA of Aspergillus alliaceus, 2806 nucleotides long. RefSeq lists its product as uncharacterized. The transcript has 9 exons. The record is from RefSeq and is a predicted model, not a curated record. NCBI's taxonomy places the organism in Eukaryota, Fungi, Ascomycota, Eurotiomycetes, Eurotiales, Aspergillaceae. Bases 268 to 2775 code for a protein of 835 amino acids.